AUGGACAAAGAAAGAUGGGAAGGUAGCAGAACAUAUGAGAAGGAGGUAGGGAGAUGGGAAGGUAGCAGAACAUAUGAGAAAGAGGUAGGAAGAUGGGAAGAGAAAGAGGUAGGAAGAUGGGAAGGUAGCAGAACAUAUGAGAAAGAGGUAGGAAGAUGGGAAGGUAGCAGAACAUAUGAGAAGGAGGUAGGAAGAUGGGAAGGUAGCAGAACAUAUGAGAAAGAGGUAGGAAGAUGGGAAGGUAGCAGAACAUAUGAGAAAGAGGUAGGGAGAUGGGAAGGUAGCAGAACAUAUGAGAAAGAGGUAGGAAGAUGGGAAGGUAGCAGAACAUAUGAGAAAGAGGUAGGAAGAUGGGAAGGUAGCAGAACAUAUGAGAAAGAGGUAGGAAGAUGGGAAGGUAGCAGAACAUAUGAGAAAGAGGUAGGAAGAUGGGAAGGUAGCAGAACAUAUGAGAAGGAGGUAGGAAGAUGGGAAGGUAGCAGAACAUAUGAGAAGGAGGUAGGAAGAUGGGAAGGUAGCAGAACAUAUGAGAAAGAGGUAGGAAGAUGGGAAGGUAGCAGAACAUAUGAGAAAGAGGUAGGAAGAUGGGAAGGUAGCAGAACAUAUGAGAAAGAGGUAGGAAGAUGGGAAGGUAGCAGAACAUAUGAGAAAGAGGUAGGAAGAUGGGAAGGUAGCAGAACAUAUGAGAAGGAGGUAGGAAGAUGGGAAGGUAGCAGAACAUAUGAGAAGGAGGUAGGAAGAUGGGAAUGUAGCAGAACAUAUGAGAAAGAGGUAGGAAGAUGGGAAGGUAGCAGAACAUAUGAGAAGGAGGUAGGAAGAUGGGAAGGUAGCAGAACAUAUGAGAAAGAGGUAGGAAGAUGGGAAGGUAGCAGAACAUAUGAGAAAGAGGUAGGAAGAUGGGAAGGUAGCAGAACAUAUGAGAAAGAGGUAGGAAGAUGGGAAGGUAGCAGAACAUAUGAGAAGGAGGUAGGAAGAUGGGAAGGUAGCAGAACAUAUGAGAAGGAGGUAGGAAGAUGGGAAGGUAGCAGAACAUAUGAGAAAGAGGUAGGAAGAUGGGAAGGUAGCAGAACAUAUGAGAAAGAGGUAGGAAGAUGGGAAGGUAGCAGAACAUAUGAGAAAGAGGUAGGAAGAUGGGAAGGUAGCAGAACAUAUGAGAAAGAGGUAGGAAGAUGGGAAGGUAGCAGAACAUAUGAGAAAGAGGUAGGAAGAUGGGAAGGUAGCAGAACAUAUGAGAAGGAGGUAGGAAAGCAGUUUAUUAAAGUCAGUACACUGAAAACCGUGGCUUUCCUUACGUCAACUUACAUUUACUCAGUUUUAUAACUUUUGUAGAGCAAUAGACAUCUGUAGAGAUUAUGUGUAUUUAGACAGCUUUUUUACUGGAAACAAUGCUC
Messenger RNA from Protopterus annectens (West African lungfish), 1391 nucleotides. RefSeq lists its product as uncharacterized. The coding region runs from base 1 to 1320 and encodes 439 amino acids. The record is from RefSeq and is a predicted model, not a curated record. Lineage: Eukaryota; Metazoa; Chordata; Ceratodontiformes; Protopteridae. The transcript has 3 exons.